Molecule: messenger RNA, 4045 nt
Organism: Neolamprologus brichardi
Lineage: Eukaryota; Metazoa; Chordata; Actinopteri; Cichliformes; Cichlidae
Gene: znf16l
Product: zinc finger protein 16 like
Biological process (GO): regulation of gene expression
Cellular component (GO): nucleus
Source: RefSeq, a predicted model, not a curated record
UAUUCGACACGAAAUGCUUUUAUUUCGAAAAGACAUUUCCGGUAAUAGUCGCGUUAAGUGUGGCAAACCUAACAAUCCGACCGCCUCUCAGCACCAUCCAAACAUUAGCUUGCUAAAUAGCUUUCAGCUACCCAAACUGAAGAAAACAGAGCGCUCCAUCCAAAUAAUCUAUGAGUCGCAAACGAAACCACAGUUUCACUGAAGCGAGCUUGUCUCCUGAAGCCCACGGCGUCUUCAUGGAGCCUCCCGGGUCAGUAAGUGCAGCUGACGGUGAUUUCGUGGAGCUGGAACCCGACGAAGAGCUUCUCUGCUCGGUUAGCGACAUCACUGAGCACCUCGGGAGAAACAUCACCGUAGUGCUGGAGACGGCGUUGUCCGAGAUCCGUAAAAUGGUCAGCAUCCGGAUAAGAGUAUUGAAAAUGGAACUUCGCGAGAAAAGCGAAGAAAUCGAAAUGUUAAAAGCACAACUGGAUACAGUUCAGCGGGAUGGUAGGGACGCAUUUCCUGGCGUGGCGAGCGUAGAGCCGCCUGCAGAGGCUGGCUUCAAGAAACAUGACUUCAGCUCUGGAGCCAAGCACAACAAUAUCGACCCACGGAGAGCCAAAGCUCUCAUGUCUGGUGUGAAGAAGGAAAAUAUAGACGCCAUUUGUCACUAUCUGAUGAAAGACAAGAACUCGAGAGGAUGUGCUGAAAUGGACGGAGACCAGAGCAACCAGGCCGGUGACAGGGAGGUUCGCCAAGGGCCAGACCCGCAUUCCCUUAACUUGUGGUCGGACAGCGGGAUGGCCGGGACCGUGUCUAUGCACGUAGAUUCCGAGUCCACCACAGAUGACAUCUUCAGCAUGCUCCCUUCCGGUAGCAAGCGAAUGUAUGAAUAUGAAUGGAUGGCACCAAUGGAAUACACCUCAGACCUGAAAGUUAUAAAGGAGCCUGAUCAUGAGAACGCCUGCACCACUGAGACAGAGAAUGAUGGGAAUGAAGAUGACUCGACCACGAGGGAGGGGUCGAUACCUGAGCAAGCGCAGACUCCGCUGUCACGUGCCCAGCCUUGCGACUUCUCUAUGGAGCCUCAGAGCUCUCCGGGGGAGGAAGGGAAUCCUUUGGAGGACUGCACAGACAGGCCUGAGGCAGACCAGCAGUUAUCCAGUCACACCUACAUCUGCUCAAUGUGUGGAACCUUCUGCCCUGACUCUUUCUUCCUGGAGGAGCACGUAAAACUAAUACACUCAGACUCUGCUGGAGCCCUGGCUCUCCAGGCGCUCCAGUCCACGUCCUCCACUACACCCUCCAUGGGAGAUAGCAGCGGUGAUUCCAGGAGGGCUGGUGGGAGCCAAAAUGAGGGAAGCACACAAUUUGGGUCUGUUGCAAGCAUCAGUCAAGGAGGGGGUCCUAUAAAAAAGGAGAUAAAAAUUGAGGGGGGGUAUGAAUGUGGGGACUGUGGCCGCCGCUUCAACUACCUCGGCAACUUGCGGCAGCACCAGCGCAUCCAUACUGGAGAAAAACCCUUUGUGUGUCCAGAGUGCGGGGAGAGAUUUCGCCAUGCAGCCCGCUUAAAAAGCCACAGGCUAAUUCACAGCGGUGCCCAGAGCCCGUUUCCUUGCCCUCAGUGUGGGAAAGGUUUCUCUGUGCUGUCAGGACUCAAGAGACACCAACGGGUGCACACCGGUGAGAGUCCAUACGCAUGUCCUCAGUGCGGACGGCGCUUUAAAGAACUGGGAAACUUGUACACCCACCAGAGGAUUCACAGCGGGGCCACACCCUACCGCUGUCAGCAGUGUGGGCGCAGCUUCCGACAUCUGGGCACCUACAAGAGUCACCGCUGCACCCCGGGACAGUAAUCGGCCUCUGCUUCUGUUCUCCACACUCCUAAUACUAGGAAGUCUAAAAUGUACAUCAAAGAUAGAUUGUGAUCCAGAGUUUGACUCAUAAGUCGUAAUUUCAGUGCUCUCUGAUGACACCGUGAGGACGCUGGACAUGUGAAGACUCGGUUUUAUGAGAUGAUGCCCCAAUGUUCAUGUUCUGUUAUAUUCAUGAUGGAGAUGUGCUUAAUGAGCCUCAGUGUCUUGAAUAAAUUGACCUCAAGGCAAAUAAAUUGAAUUGUUCUUUAGCUUUCAACAGUAUCGCAACGCCUUCAUCACCAGAUGAAGUCUGAAAUUGUCUGAGAAUAAUCGGACACCACCGGCAAAAUGAUAUUUCUAUGAUUAUUAAGCAAACCACUGGUACAAGUUACCUGUCCUGCAGUUUUCAAUGUGUAUACAUUGAGCUUGCAGGAAGUCCUAUGGUGUAUAGUGUAUAGUAUGGUGCUUAUACAUAUAAACAUGACGGCAGGUGUGUCAUAGCUAAAUUCUCAAGAGCCUGCUGUCUUUAAAGUCACUUAAUUAUUUCCUGAAGUAAAGCACAACAUAUUUUUUAAAUUUAAAACUGCUUGAACAGACACAGAAACUUGUCUGUUUCUAUGUGUAACAGGUAAGGUCCUAGAUUUCUUCCUUUCUAAUGAUAAGACUAUCAUAUUCACAGCCACAUUUCUAAAUUAUGGCAAAAUAUUAUAUUUUUAAACCGGGCUUCAUUUUGUUUUUGUUGUUUUGGUCACAUAUCAGGCAAGCCUUUGGCUAAUUCUUUUUUUUUUUUUUUGCCAUAAUGACAAGUUCACCUGACAUUGAGAAUUAGGGCUUGAGUAUAAUUUCUUUCUGGAGUAGCUGCUGGUUUUACAGGUUUUGCUUAUCAGGACAUAAGAAAUCACCUGGUCCUUUGCAGAAGCUUGAUUUUAGAUUUGAGAAGUGAUUUUAUUCUACCGCAGUUGCAGCUCAUUAAACAUUGUACACACAUCAAGAAUACCUGUUCAGUCAUUAAAAUUAAUUAAAUUUUGAUCUGCUGACAAAUUAAGGCGAUUUACACAUCUUUUAUUAGCGUAUAGUUAUUACAGUUGGUAUUUAAAUAUGUUCAAAUUAAAUCUUCAGAGCUCCGAUGUGCAGCUGUCAAUGUCGAUAUAAAAAGCAGCACUCAGAGCUAAAGUUACUAACUCGAAUUAAAAUAUUAAUUGAAGCACUCUGUGCAAUAAAACACCACAUUAAUAACUUUCUGCAGCAUUAUUCUCUCAUCAUGUCAAUAAAAAUGUUGCGUUUAACUUAGCAUUUUGUAUAUUCUUUAUAUUUAUCAUCAUCAUCUGGUAAGAUUUGUGAUUCGAUUGGGGGAAAACCCAAGAGAUCACUUUAUGCGGAAGAGUCAUAUGACGUGCAAAAGUCCCAUUUUUAUAUGAGUGCACACAGAGCUCGGCUUAACAGAGACAGCUGUUAAUCACUAUUGUGAUACCUGUUAUUCCCAACUUGGGUUUGAGGUUUGUUGAACAAGCAAAGGCAAAGAAAAGAAAAGCCUGUGUGUGUUGAACUUUGUUCCUGGAACACUGAACUUUCUGCACUUAUUUCAAAAGAUCCUGAAACAACAACGCAUUUUAAUAAUUUACCAAAAACGAUGCCAAACUGGAGUAAUGGCGUAUGAAAAGCUAAGUACACUCCAUGAACUCAGUAACUUGGAGAACCACUUGAAGAAGAUGUUUUCUGUGUGACUUUAUCGGUCUCCUCAUCACAUUGUUGUGGAGGGACUUUGGCCUACUCUUGUUUACAGCGUUGGUUCAGCUCAUUGUUGGUCUGGACUUUUCUGUUUUUUAACCAUUCUGUUUUAUAUUUUCUGUUUUGUGGUCAUUGUCCUGCUGCAGUAUUAGAAAAGCUCAUGAGAUACGAGAUACCCAGAUCACGUGGCUGCAAAACAAAACAAGCAGACCAAAUAAUUUUUUGUGUUUGUUUAUUUACAAUUUCUUCAUGUGAAUUUGCUGUGACAUCAAACCCUGGGUCAGUAUUUUGAAUAUUAUCCACUUGUGAAUAAUUGUUCUCACUGCAGAAUGACAGAUGGAAUUGCUGGAAAUGGCCUUUAACCCUUCCCAGAUUAACGGUCAGCAAAAAUUGCUUCCCUGAGUGAAUGGCUUUCUUCCUCAGCAUUGUGUAGACUUUUUAUCUUCUGAAAAUAUGAAUAAAAAUAAAUCUAACUAUAA